Molecule: messenger RNA, 180 nt
Organism: Rhincodon typus (whale shark)
Lineage: Eukaryota; Metazoa; Chordata; Chondrichthyes; Orectolobiformes; Rhincodontidae
Product: RNA-binding protein 25-like
Exons: 2
Source: RefSeq, a predicted model, not a curated record
GAGAAAGAGGAGAGUGAGAGAGACAGGAGCGAGAGAGAGAACAGACAGAGAGAGAAGAGUAGAGAGAGGAGAGAAGAGAGAGAAGACAGCAGACACAGAAGACAGCAGAGAGAAAAGACAGAGAAGAGAGAAAAGACAGAAAAGAGAGAAAAGACAGAGAAGAGAGACAGAGAGAAGAGA